UUUAGCUCAAAGUGUGGUUGCUUUUCAUUCAGCCUGAUGGAGCUGUCAUUGCCUGGGUUAGUUAUGCUUCAGAUGCUCUGUUUAGCUACUGGAUAUCCCACUGGGGCUCCUACUGGCGCCUGUGAAGACAUGAUGCCUCGCCAUACUGGUGUGCUGCCACAGCCGUCACCAGCACCCUACACUCUCCUGGUCAACACUGGGACCUUUCAGCCGGGAAAGGCCAUUACUGUGACUAUCAGUGGACCAGAGUAUCGUGGUGUGCUUCUGGAAGCUCGGACAUACGGCAGCACUAAUGCUAUUGGGAGCUGGCAGCUCCCUCCUCCAGACACAAAGUUUCUUGAGUGUACAGGGAAUCCACAAGGUGCUAUUACUCAUUCGAACAUCAACCUGAAGGCCGAUUCCACUGCAUACAGCUGGAUACCUCCUAACUCUACCAGCCCUGUCUACUUCAUGGCCACAGUAGCUCAACAGCGCGCAGUCUUCUGGGUAAAUGUGAGGUCCGCCGCUCUGACAAGAGGGAAACCAGCAAGUCUGGGAUUGGCUACAGGAGCAAGUGCAGAAAUGUCGAAAGAAAAACCUGUGCUUCUCCUCGGGAUAUGUUUUCUGAUGAUACUGGUGCUGGCAUGAACAUCUUGGGAAAAGACAAAGUUUUCCUGCAAUCUACUGGGCUCUGAAUAAUGCUUUGUAUUAAUCACAAAAUUGGGUUUGAUGAUCUCCCUUUUAAAAUACUAAUUUUGGCUACCAUUAUGUCAUUACUUUAUGUUCAUUUACAUUUUGUGUUAAGCCACAAACAUGAAGUAUAAAGAAUUUCCCUCUCCUUAGAGAUCAUUUAUAGAUGUACUUAUUGCAUUAUCCAGUCUUGUCCAAACCUUUUAGGGUGUGAGUUCAGUCCUAUUUAAUACGUAAUAAAACAUGUGGACUACUGCAAAGAGAGGAACUGGGGCACCUUUGCAGACAUUAACUGACAUUUAAAACAUUUGAACGCUUUGAACAAAAUGCAUUCAAGCUUUUAAAGGAAAUGUAUGAUUACAUAAGAAAAGGUCAGUCAUUCUGGUGCGUCAUCUCUGUGGCUUUUUUAAAAUAUAUACUCCACUACAGAACAAUGUUUAGUUUAACAACAAGCACGUCACGCUCUUACUCCCUUAUGUGCAUGAUUUACUGUACAUGGAGAACCUCUGCAUGAUUAAAGAUUUUCCACCAGA
This is a messenger RNA of Eleginops maclovinus (Patagonian blennie), 1202 nucleotides long. RefSeq lists its product as uncharacterized. The coding region runs from base 37 to 627 and encodes 196 amino acids. The record is from RefSeq and is a predicted model, not a curated record. Gene Ontology annotation, cellular component: membrane. NCBI's taxonomy places the organism in Eukaryota, Metazoa, Chordata, Actinopteri, Perciformes, Eleginopidae. The transcript is spliced from 5 exons.